This is a messenger RNA of Erpetoichthys calabaricus (reedfish), 2737 nucleotides long. It is a transcript of the gene eya2, whose product is annotated as EYA transcriptional coactivator and phosphatase 2. Gene Ontology annotation, molecular function: protein tyrosine phosphatase activity. The coding region runs from base 221 to 1885 and encodes 554 amino acids. Gene Ontology annotation, cellular component: nucleus. The transcript is spliced from 17 exons. NCBI's taxonomy places the organism in Eukaryota, Metazoa, Chordata, Cladistia, Polypteriformes, Polypteridae. The record is from RefSeq and is a predicted model, not a curated record. Gene Ontology annotation, biological process: negative regulation of extrinsic apoptotic signaling pathway in absence of ligand; positive regulation of DNA repair; multicellular organism development.
AACUGUCCGCUGUUCCAGUCUACAGGAGCGAGGGGUCAGCGAGGAGCUCUACUGAACGAGUGAUAGUGUGAACGUGGGCGUGCUCGCGUGUACUCGUGACGGCCCUUUUGCUUACUUCGAAGUCCAAUCCCUCAGUGGCGAUGUUCAGCGUUCACGAGAAAGCAAGAGCUCGUCGUAACGAUCUCUGAGAGAUCCUGCACUCGAGAAAGGGUGGAAGGAAAUGUUAGAUGUUGCAGUGGCUCACAACUUGAUAAAGAAUACCCAGGGUGCUGUUGGUUGGAAACAGAGUUCAGUGGAUGACUUUUCUGCUCCGUUGAAUUUUCAUGGCAACUCAGACAAAUUAAAGAACCUGAAUGCUGCUGAACUACUAAAAGCCUCAGGAGUUAACUUUACUCAAGACUCAGCUCACCUCUGGCACCUGACACCCAACUCUGCCAUAGCCAGCAGAUCCGCCAGCCUAAUGUCUAGCAUGUCUGCCUAUGGGCAGACCCCUUAUGGUAGCGGCAUCCAGCAACCUCCCUCGUAUGUACCGUACCCCCACCAUGGCCAGGGAUAUGGAGUUCCAUCAUAUGGUAUAAAGACAGAGGACAGUCACUCUCCAGGUCAGGGUGGUGUUCUCAGCUACACCUCCCAUUUUGACAGCUCUGCUUCUGGACAAGCGCUUUAUGGCUACCCCACUCAUGGUAGCAGUAUUACAUCUGGAAUCUUCCAGGGGACUAAUGGAAUUGGCAGCCCAGGGGUUUUCAGCCCCUCACAGCAGGAAUUCUCCUCUUACUCUGGUUUCAGCCAGGGCCAGUAUUCUCCAUAUUACAGCUCCCACUACAGUGCCUCCUACCUCAUGACCAGCCCCUCAGCUGUCCCUACUUCAGCAUCUUACCAGCACCCUGAACAGCCUUCAGUCAUCACAAACCAGAGCCCUGAGUCACUAGGAGGAGAGUUCCAACCUCCAGCAAGUCCCUCCACUCCAGGAAAGGAUCAGGACAUGGCCCAGUCAAGACGUGGGUCUGAUGGGAAGUUACGGGGACGGAAAAGAAUAUGUGACCCAGCACCCAGUUUGGAUUCUGAAAUUGAGCGUGUUUUUGUUUGGGACCUGGAUGAGACCAUCAUCAUCUUCCACUCUUUGUUGACGGGGACCUUUGCUUCUCGCUUCAGUAAGGAAUCAGCAAAGGCCGUGUCACUUGGACUAUGGAUGGAAGAAAUGAUCUUUAAUCUUGCAGACACGCGGCUGUUCUUCAAUGACCUGGAGGAAUGUGAUCAAGUUCACAUUGAUGAUGUAGCAUCAGAUGAUAAUGGCCAAGAUUUAAGCACCUACAAUUUUGCUACCGAUGGCUUUCAGAGUCCCUCAAGUGGUUCGACCCUUUGCUUAGGUUCAGGGGUUCACGGUGGAGUUGACUGGAUGAGGAAGUUAGCUUUUCGAUAUCGACGGGUCAAGGAGAUAUACAAUACCUACAAGAACAAUGUUGGAGGACUCUUAGGAAGCCCAAAAAGAGAGGAGUGGCUGCAGUUAAGAAGAGACAUGGAAGUUCUGACCGACCUGUGGCUGACAAAUGCAUUGAAAGCCUUGUCUCUCAUUAAUUCCAGGCCCAACUGCAUCAAUGUAUUAGUGACCACUACUCAGUUGAUUCCAGCAAUUUCAAAAAUCCUGCUGUACGGAUUAGGCUCAUCUUUUCCUAUUGAGAAUAUCUACAGUGCCACAAAGACAGGGAAAGACAGCUGUUUUGAACGUGUGACUCAGAGAUUUGGACGACGAGUGGUCUACGUAGUGAUAGGAGAUGGUGUUGAAGAGGAAUCUGCUGCCAAAAAGAGGAAUAUGCCUUUCUGGAGGGUAUCAUGCCGAGCUGACCUGGAGGCUCUUAGCCAUGCUCUGGAGCUGGAAUACCUUUAGAGUGCAUCUUCUCUUUGUCCUUGGGGCCCGGCGGGACUGGGUGGACCUCAUUCUGUCAAUGUGUGCUCACAAGAGCAUUUUUGAACUUCGGUGGCAAAAAAGAAGAAUCUGGUCUUUUCAAAAGCUUGUAUUCUUUGAGAUCAAUGUUGAAGGAAUUUAAUUAGAACAUUUUCCAGUAUCGUGAUGUUACAGCAUAUGCAAUAUAAGGAGCUCUGUGGGUUUUCAAGUCAUUAAGUUCAUUUGUGAAGACACUGUAAGCCAGAGUAUAUUGCAGUGGGAAGGGGUCUGCUGCAGAUACGACUCUGGCAAGUGGGAGCAGAGCAUCUUUCUACAAUCCAGGGCAGUGCUUCUGCAGACUGAACGGUAAAACGGAUCUAUACCAAAAACUGAUGACAGAAACAACAGGAUCCUCAGAGUAAGCCAUCUGGAUUAAUUUGCUGUUAUUGGGACAGUCAGUUUGUCUUUCCAGUUUUUAACAGCCUGGCCGGGGCCUCAAAGGAAAGAGCAUAUGACUUAAUUUAAGUUUUUGGGUUUUGGUGAGGUCCAAGUUUGACUUUCUUUUUUAAAACUUCACCAAAGAAAACUGUACAAAGCACUGACAAGUCUUUGGGGAAGUGAUGGUUAAAACUGAUUGUAAGUUAUAUUGUAAUAGCCUAAUUUAAAAAAAGCAGAAUUAUAGUCUCUGAGGCAAAUGUCUCAGUAGGUUUUCUUCUUUGAUUGGUUCCAGAUGUUUUGUAUCUGUCCAAAACAAAACAAUGGGCAACUUUCAAAUGAAACUUCUCUGGAAAUUCAGUAAUCUAGAAAUGAGAUUGUCUUACCUGAUCAAAUAAAAGUUCAAGUGAAACAAAGGAA